AUGAUUUUUUCCAGGUAUCGUCUGGCUCCCGAGCACACGUACCCAGCACAGUAUGAGGACUGUCUGGCUGCUUCCACACACUUUAUGAAGAUGGCAGAAGACUAUGGAGUGGAUCCUGCCUGUAUUAUCCUUGCGGGGGACAGUGCAGGAGGCAAUCUUGCUGCUGCUGUUUGCCAAACCCUCGUGACUAGUGCAGACCUUCCGAAGGUACAUGCUCAGCUCUUGAUCUAUCCAUGCCUUCAGGCAAUUGACUUCAAUUUACCAUCAUAUCAGCAAAACCGUGGAGUCCCCAUCUUGUUUAGGGAACGUGCAGCUUUCUAUGUUCUGCAGUACCUGACGGGUGAUGCAUCCUUUUUGGAAGAUGUCCUGGAAGGUUCCCAUCUUCCCGUAGAUGUAAAAUUGAAGUUUAGGAAAUGGCUAAGCGCAGACAAUAUCCCCAAGGAAUUUAAGGUCAGAGGGUACAAACCAAAGGUGCCCAUCGGAUGCUCCCUGGAGGUUUAUGAGGCAGUUAAAGGUCUCUGUGAGCCAUCCUUUUCCCCACUUUUAGCGGAGGAGGCUGUGGUUCACCAGCUCCCGGCGUCGUUCAUCUUGACCUGUGAGUAUGACGUGCUUAGGGAUGAUGGCCUGUUAUACAAGAAGAGAUUAGAAGACAGCGGUGUUCCGGUGACCUGGUACCACAUUGAGAAUGGAUUCCAUGGAGUCAUAAGCCUGUUUGGUCAUGGAGGGUUGUCAUUUCCAACUGGAAAAAAGGGACUGGACAGCAUUGUAAGCUUUCUCAGAAGCUUAUAAAAAACCAGUUUUUCAAAUACUGGGUCUUCUGUUUCCUCUGGUCUCCAUGUAGGCCCCAAAGUCUGGGAAGAGCUUUAUAGGAACAGUAUUUGAUAUCACAUGAUGGGCUGCUUUGACAUGGUUUCCCCUGCUGAUGAAGUUCACAGGCUUGUGUGAUGUCUCUUCUGUUGCUGGUUGGAGUGCUGAUUGCACAUCUACCUAUUUGUAAUGAUUUCUUUGCAUCAUGCGGCAAGCUGGUGUCUUUCUAAAUAUCAGUAAAUAUUAAAGAAUACUAUUUGAACUGAU
Molecule: messenger RNA, 1074 nt
Organism: Pelodiscus sinensis (Chinese soft-shelled turtle)
Lineage: Eukaryota; Metazoa; Chordata; Testudines; Trionychidae
Source: RefSeq, a predicted model, not a curated record